Messenger RNA from Laetiporus sulphureus 93-53, 1173 nucleotides. RefSeq lists its product as uncharacterized. The transcript has 4 exons. Gene Ontology annotation, cellular component: Golgi apparatus. NCBI's taxonomy places the organism in Eukaryota, Fungi, Basidiomycota, Agaricomycetes, Polyporales, Laetiporaceae. The record is from RefSeq and is a predicted model, not a curated record. Gene Ontology annotation, molecular function: O-acetyltransferase activity. The coding region runs from base 1 to 1173 and encodes 390 amino acids.
AUGCAUCGCAAGGAGGACAUCCUCGACUUUGCUGGAUUCGAGGGCUGCGCGAGCGACCGCGAGUUCUGGUGGCACCUCGCGGCUGACAACGAGGCUCAGUGGGGUCGCUUCCCCGGCGCACAUAGCUGGCAGUGGACUCCGCCCGACGAAUGCGAGGUCCGUCCGUUCGACGGCGAGGCGCUUGUCAAGGAUAUGGUCGAGAAGGGUGGCUGGCUGUUGAUUGGCGACUCGGUAACCGAGAACCACUUCUUCUCGCUCUCAUGCGUUCUCUUCCCGCACGUCCGCGCGACGCCCAACUACACCGAGAACCCCUACUUCGACCGCGCAUGGCCACAAAACCUCUACCUCUCGCCCACGUCGCCACUCCUCCGGCAUCUCGCGCUCCCCCCGGGCUUCGACAUCGAAAAGACGCCGCUCGUGACCUUCCGCCGCGUCGACCUGCUCCUCGACCGGCCCGAGCUCGAGGCGCUCUACGCAGAGCUCUAUCCUUCGGGCGCAGAGGCGGACGGCGAGGCGCUCAGGCUCCCUUCAAAGCCGCUGUUCAGCGACGAGCAGUUUUGGAGCAUGUCCCCGCGCGAGUACGUACGCGAGAUAUUUUUGCAGCCCGCGCCCCUGCGAUACUCCACACUCGUGAUCAGCACGGCGGGCCAUUGGACGACGACGCUCAUGUCUGGGUUUGCGGAUCCGGCGCAGCCUGGGGACGGGAUUGCGGGUGUGUUGGGGUUCUUUGGGGUGAGUAUGCAGAGGUGGGCGGAGGAGGUGCAGGGGAUGAUGGAUGGGUAUCGGGAGGAGGAGGAGAGGAGGUCCGGUCGGUGGUUUGGGUUGGGGAGGAGGGGUGGGGUUGAGCGGCAGGUGGUGAUUAGGGCGUAUUUGCCGGGGCAUGAGGAUUGUCAUGAUGAGAGGAGGCCGUGGACCGAGUGGAAGUCGUUCCGGUGGAACUGGUAUAAUUGGGGAAGUAUCAAGGAUUUUAACCGAAUAUUCGAGGAGACCCUGUCCUCGCCUGCUUUCCCUGAUAUUCACUAUCUGCCGAUAGACCGACCGGCACUUCUCCGUCCCGACGCGCAUUCCGCAGGCGAUUGUCUGCAUAUCAUGACCGGCGCCGGCGUGCUCGAAGGCUGGACGCACUACAUCUGGCACUACGUCACACGCGAGGUACCAGGCCGCAUCCGAUGA